AUGGUGCAAAUGGGUUUUGUUUUAACUCUCAUUUUGGCUCAAGUUCUGUUUGGUUCUUUCAUGGCUUCUGUGAUGGCCAUGGACUUGUCCACUGCGAUCCUCAUGCGAGUCGAUCAAUCGGGGAGAGGAGAUUUUAGGAAGAUACAAGAUGCCAUUGACGCUGUUCCACCAAAUAACAAUCAGUUGUUCUUCAUUUUGGUCAAUCCAGGAACUUACACAGAAAAGGUCGUAGUGCCAGCUGACAAGCCUUACAUAACAUUGAGUGGAAGAAAUCCCUCCACCACCAUAAUCACAUCUAAUCAGGGAGGAGACAUAUUUCAAUCUCCGUCUGUCACAAUCUUUGCUUCAAAUUUUGUGGGUCUAUACCUUACAAUUCAGAACACGUUUGGAGCUGCUGGGAGAGCUGUGGCGCUAAGAGUAUCAGGAGACAGAGCUGCUUUUUAUGGAUGUAGAAUCAUAUCUUAUCAAGACACUCUACUAGAUGAUGUUGGAAUGCAUUACUACAGAAGUUGUUACAUAGAAGGAGCAACUGAUUUCAUAUGUGGAAAUGCUUUGUCCUUGUUUGAUAAAUGCCAUAUCCAUUCAGUUUCGCGAAAUAAAGGAUGGAUUACUGCUCAACACAGAGAUUCAGCGUCAGAAAAUACUGGGUUUAGCUUUGUGGGUUGCAGGAUUUCUGGUGUUGCACCUGCUUUCCUUGGAAGACCAUGGGGUGCUUAUUCAACAGUGGUUUUUGCACUAACUUAUAUGCCUAGUGUGAUUAUUCCACAAGGUUGGGACAAUUGGGGUGGAGACAAAUCAAAGGAAAGCACUGCAUAUUUUGGAGAAUAUCAGUGCUAUGGUCCUGGAGCUGGUAGAACAAAGAGGGCUCCAUGGUCACGAGGUCUGUCAAACGGUGAUGCUACGCCAUUCAUGAAUAUGAGCAUGAUAGGGGGAGGCGGUUGGCUUCGGCCUAUACCAACCAAAUUUAAAAGAUGGUCCGGUAAAGCUGUUGUUGAGAAUGUUGAUGUCCCCACUAUAGGCUAG
Tripterygium wilfordii is the source of this 1023-nucleotide messenger RNA. RefSeq names its product putative pectinesterase 11. Bases 1 to 1023 code for a protein of 340 amino acids. The transcript is spliced from 4 exons. The record is from RefSeq and is a predicted model, not a curated record. Gene Ontology annotation, molecular function: pectinesterase activity. NCBI's taxonomy places the organism in Eukaryota, Viridiplantae, Streptophyta, Magnoliopsida, Celastrales, Celastraceae. Gene Ontology annotation, biological process: cell wall modification.